Morone saxatilis (striped sea-bass) is the source of this 6482-nucleotide messenger RNA. It is a transcript of the gene anapc1, whose product is annotated as anaphase promoting complex subunit 1. Gene Ontology annotation, biological process: anaphase-promoting complex-dependent catabolic process; metaphase/anaphase transition of mitotic cell cycle; protein K11-linked ubiquitination. Gene Ontology annotation, molecular function: molecular adaptor activity. Gene Ontology annotation, cellular component: anaphase-promoting complex. The record is from RefSeq and is a predicted model, not a curated record. Lineage: Eukaryota; Metazoa; Chordata; Actinopteri; Moronidae.
AUUCUUCCCAGAAAUAAUGCUGAUAUCUGGAACUCAUGUCGGAAGUCGUGUAUGAAGAGACAGCCACGAUGAUCGCCGCAGGGGAAUUGCAGUCGUUUGUCCCAUUUGGCCGCGAGCACUGCAGGAACCAUCCAAAUGCCUUCAACCUGCAGCUCAGAGAGCUCCAGCCCGCCUCCGAGCUCUGGUCGUCAGACGGUGCCGCCGGCCUGGUGGGGUCCCUGCAGGAAGUUAGUCUGCAGGAGAGAGAGAGGGAAUGCUGGCAGCUUAGAAAAGGGUGCAUGAGAGUCAGGGAGGAAGAUGUGGAGUUUGAAGAGGAGCUCUACACAGCAGGAACCGUGGUCGUCUGGAGCCAGGGCAGCCGGACCCAAGCCUCUAACGUGUACAAGGCCUUCACCGUCGACAGCCCAGUGCAGCAGGCCUUAUGGUGUAACUUUGCUGUUCCUACGAACAAGAAAGACGAGGAGGAAGUGGAGCAGACUGUGUGUAUCGUCCAGAGUAGCUGUGUCAAUGUUCACACAGUGACCGGGAAGGAUUUCAUAUCACCGCUACCCUUCCAGGUCUCAAAUGUCUGGGCAACCAAAUUUGGACUUUUGUUGGAAAGAAAAAACGCAGUGACUGACGCACAACUCAGCACCCCCGGGGAACCUCUGCCCACAGUGUUCAGCAUGCUGCACCCUGUAGACGAGAUUGCACCAGUAGUGUGUAAACCUACAGGUCUGUUUGAAGGCUCCCGUGUGCAGUAUGCAUCUGACGCCACCAUGAAGAUAGUGUUCAGCUGCUGUCAGCCCUCUGUCGUUGUCUCCUAUGACACUGUACAGGGAAUACACUCCGUCUGGGCCCUGCGCAAGGUCACGCCUGAUGAACGUUCUACUGUCCUGCGGUGUACAGCGGAUCCAGUUGGCACGCCGUUGGGUCUGAUGGCGUCGGGCUUCCUGACCUCUCACCUCCGUAAUAUCUCCCGCCUGGAUUCCCCCGGUGGCAGUGGGGCAACCGGGCUCGGUCCCAGUACUGGAACAAGUUGUGCUGUUGGUACCAGCUCUCCUCUCCACUACAGCGCUCUGCACAGCCACCAGAGCAGGGUCAUAACGUCUUCACCAGGAUUACACUCCCGUGUUCAUUCCCCGAGUAUAUCCAACAUGGCCGCCCUCAGCCGUGCCCACUCUCCAGGAAUGGCGGCUCCGUCCUUUUCGGGUGCGUCGCGUUUUAACACAUCUUUCCACAGCCCGUCCCCCAGGGGGCACCAUGGCUUGUUAUCCUCUCCCAACAGCACGGUCAAUGAGACGAUGCUGGUGCCCGAGAUGGAGCCCAUCGUACCCGACCUCUGCAUGGAGCAGCUGUGGAGUGAGACGGUCACAGCUGGCUGUCACAGGGAGAUGAGCAGCCAGGCGUCUAAAGUAUUCCUGACCUCUGACCUCUGUGAGAACCGCUACCUCUGUUUCCUGGUGGAGUCUCACCAACAGCUCAGAUGUGUGAAGUUUAUUGAGAGCAACGAUACGUCUCAACUCAUCUUCACCUCCGUCACAACCAUCCCUGCCAAAGAUGCAGAGCCACUGCAGAAUAUUGAUGCCAUGCUGGUCCUGGAGGCCUGUGGCAGUCUGGUUCUCUACACAGGAAUCACCAGGGUCAGUAAGGUGUUUGUCCAUGGCCUCCUGUCGCCCCCUUUCAGUCUCACAAACCACCUCCCUCACCUGAGCACGCCGCUGGACAAUGUUAGCACGCCGGCUAACGCUGGCAGUAGGCACCUCCAAAGACUGGACGAGGCCGCUAUGCCCUCACCAGUGUCAGAGCUGAGGGGUCCAAACAUUAAACACCACGAAGCUUCAUUUUUGGAAGAUUACACUUUCCAACAAACCACGCCUUACAUCCAUGCCUUGCGGGACCCCGUCUGCAACCGGGUCACUCUGUGAGGAAAUGCCUUCAGGCUAUUCGUUUCAUCCUGCCCAAAGAAGCUGCCAUGAAGGUUUUGGUAAAAUGGUAUAACAUCUACAAUGCCCCCGGUGGUCCCAGUGCUCAUGCAGAGUGGAACCUGUUUGUCACCUGUUUCAUGACACUGAUGGGCUACAACACAGAGCGCCUGACCUGGACACGAAAUCUGCAUUUUGAAGUGCCUCUCUCUCCAGUGAUUGCAGCCAAGAAGGCUCGUCCCUCUGACGGAGGCUCUGAUGAGGACUGGGACUACUUAUUGGGGUCUCAUUACCAUCGUCAGAUGAAUUCCCAGCCUGUCUGCGGUCCAGUGGACUCCAGUGGCUCCAAUAAUACUCUCAUAACGGACACUGAUUGCCUGUCCUCUGUGUCCUCUCCCUCUUGUCCACCUCUAAAGUUGGACAGUUCAGCGCCUCUCUUCCCUCACAUUCCUUCUCUUUUUUAUGUUCUCCAUCUGCUCUAUCAAGAGCUGCAGCUGGACGAGCUGCAGAGAGCGAGAGCGUCAUUGCUCGUCUGCCUGCUUCAACAGCUGGCCAGAGACCUCCAGUUGGAAGAGUACGUGGAUCUGUACUGGAGAGAUUACCCUUCCUUAAUUAGUGGCUUCAAUGAGAGCUGCCUCAUAGACCAGGUUCUGUUUGGUCAGAUGCAGCGUCCGUCCUUCCUGAGGGCAGAUCCUCCCUGUGUGCUCAGCUGGCUCAGUAGCUGUCUAAGAGGGGAGGAGAUCCUGCCUUUCCCCUACCUGCCUGGAAUCUGUCAGAGGACCAGGCUGCUGGUUCUGAGUUAUGCUCUCUACAUUACUGAAGAUGAAAAUGCUACUUCGACAGACCUAUCAAAGUACCUGGCCAAGCUCUCUGCAGGCCAGAAGUCUUGUGCCAGUGAACCUCAGUGCAGAAGACAGAGCAGUGGGAAGGUGAGGGGUUGCAGUGGAAGUCUGGCUGAGCAGCUGGUGGUCUGGCUCACCUCAGAAGGUUUCACCUUGAAGGACUUGGAGUCAGUCCCCUUCGGCGUGGCUUUGCCUAUCAGGGAGGCCAUCUACCACUGCCGGGAGCAGCCGUGUUCUGAUUGGUCAGAGGAGGUCUGUCUGCUGAUUGGGCGACAGGAUCUGACCAAACAAGCCCACAAGAUGACCCUGGGCAAGAGCAAAGCCUCUGUAGGUUCAGGUCUGUCCUUGGAGCCUCCUGCGACCACAGAGGCAGAUGAGGAGGAAGAUGGGAUGUCGGACAUUAUUCAAGAGGUCACAGGACUGAUCUGGAGUCAGGAUCUGAGGGUCCAGGAGGUCAGGAGGCUCCUGCAGAGCUCCAGGCCAGUCCGGGUCAGUGUUGUCCAGUUACCAGAAGUCUCUGACCAUGAGUACAUUGAGGAGAAAGAGAACAAACUCCUGCAGUUGUGUCAGAGGACCAUGGCUCUUCCGGUUGGCAGAGGGCUUUUCACUCUCUUCUCCUAUCACCCUGUACCGACGGAACCUUUACCUGUCCCAAAACUCAACCUGACAGGCCGUGCUCCUCCCAGGAACACUAUGGUUGAUCUGAACAGCGGGAACAUUGAUGUUCCUCCCAAUAUGACCAGCUGGCCCAGCUUCCAUAACGGAGUAGCUGCUGGACUCAAAAUAGCCCCAGCUUCACAGGUGGACUCAGCCUGGAUAGCCUACAACAAGCCAAAGAGCCCUGAGCUGGCUAAUGAGUAUGCAGGCUUCCUCAUGGCCCUGGGCCUCAAUGGACACCUCACUAAGCUGGCCACGCUUAAUAUACAUGACUACCUCACCAAGGGCCAUGAGAUGACCAGCAUCGGGCUCCUUCUGGGUGUGUCUUCAGCCAAACUGGGCACCAUGGACAUGUCAAUUACCCGCCUGCUUAGUAUACACAUCCCUGCCCUUCUCCCACCCACCUCCACUGAGCUGGACGUGCCACACAAUGUUCAGGUUGCUGCUGUAAUUGGCAUCGGGCUGGUGUACCAGGGAACAGGACACAGACAUAAUGCUGAAGUCUUGCUGUCUGAGAUAGGUCGACCUCCUGGUCCAGAGAUGGAGUACUGCACAGACCGAGAGUCCUAUUCACUUGCUGCUGGACUAGCCCUGGGCAUGGUCUGUCUGGGGCAUGGCAGUAACCUGAUUGGGAUGACAGACCUGAAUGUCCCUGAGCAGUUGUAUCAGUACAUGGUGGGGGGCCACCGCAGAGCUCAGGCCGGGGCCAACAGGGAGAGACACAAGUCCCCCAGCUACCAAAUCAAGGAGGGCGACACUAUAAAUGUCGAUGUGACGUGUCCAGGGGCCACACUGGCCCUCGCCAUGAUCUACCUCAAAACCAACAACAGGUCGAUUGCUGAUUGGCUGAAACCUCCAGAUACUUGGUUCCUACUGGAUUUCAUCAAACCAGAGUUUCUGCUGCUGAGGCCUGGGAGGGGGCAGGUACACCCUGAGCACCUCCAAUUCAGCCAUCGCUGCUCUGCUGUGUGCCCUGUACCCACACUUCCCUGCUCACAGUACUGACAACCGCUACCACCUGCAGGCCCUGCGGCACUUGGCUGUGCUGGCUGCAGAGCCACGCCUGCUGGUCCCUGUGGACGUGGACUCCCUGAAGCCCUGCUACGCCCUCAUAGAGGUCACCUACAAGGAGACCAAGUGGUACGAUGAGACGACCGUACAGUUGAUGGCUCCCACCAUGCUUCCUGAGCUGCACCUUCUCAAACGGGUAAAGGUGAAAGGGCCACGAUACUGGGAACUGUCUGUAGACCUCAGCAAAGAAACGCAGCAUCUAAAGUCCAUCCUGUCCAGAGAUGGGGUGUUGUAUGUAAAACUACGGGCUGGCCAGCUGCCCUACAAAGAUGACCCUCAAGGCUGGAAGAGCUUGCUCGCCUCCGCCGUCAACCACCGCAACUCUGGAGUCAGGGCCUUCAAGCCUGAAGCCAUCUCUACAUUCACGUCAGAGCCUGCCUUGGUCUCCUUUGCAGAGUUCUUCUGUAAAACAUCUGAAGGAAUGAAACACAGAGAGGAUACUCUGGUGUUGUUUUCGGCGAUGCUGUAUGAAUGUGUGACACAGGAAUUUCCUGAGAUGCUGCCCACAUAUAUUGCUAUUGAGCAGGCGGUGAGUGCUCUGCGUCGGGGUGACCUGCUGCAGACCUUCCCCCUGUGGCAGAUGCGUCUGGUGGUGGAGCUAUGGGACAGCAGGGUGCUGCGAGGCCCCGCUUACAGCGACGACGCCCUGCUCACCUCUGAGUUUCUGCCCGUCAUGAAAAACAUGGUGGAUGUAGCACUCGACAGCUGGCUCAAAGAUAACAGCUCAGUGUUGAGGUCCUACAUGAGGGGUGAAGCCCUCCCUAAGGACGCCCAGUCUAUGGUGUUGGCCUGCUUUCUGGUGUACCGCUCCAUCCCCUGCCUCAGGAACACACACACACAGCUGGAGGGCUGCAGCUCAUUUGGGGAUUUAUUGUCGCGCAGCACCCAGCUGGGCAUCCCUCUCAGAGACCUGCUGAGGCUGGUACCCGUCCUGCUGGGCUCCGCAUCGGGACCACAGACACUGCAUGGCUUCCCUCAGCAAGCCUUUUGAUCCUGAUGCUCAGUACUAGUCAACUGGCUAGUACACUCUCAGAGAUGCAGUCCAUAGCCUUACGUUUCCCACUGCGAGCACAGGUAGGACAGAUAACUGAUCACUACCUGUAACACCUGCGGGUGUGUGCGGCAAGAGGGACCAAAUGUGACUAUAAGAGGUCUCAUGUCGUACUGCGGCAUGGCUGCUCUGCCUCUGAGAAGAAGUGUUUGGAAAAUACAAACUUUGUUUCCUUCUCAGUCACUAGUAAAUGGAAUUAGAGUUUUGUAAUAUAAUAUUUCUAUUUAGGUUGUUUUUUUUACACUAUAAAGACAGUUUGGCUGCAGUAACUAUGCAGUACAUAUGCCAUUUUUGUGGUAUAACAAAUCCAGAAUCGGGACUUACUUGCUCAAAAGUCAUGUGGCAGACAAUUUUGUUUACUGCCAAACAGGGAAGGACUGGUAAGUGCAAAGUGAAAAUGGUUUGGCUGUAGUCACACCAGUGUCCACCCUGACUGAGGGCUGUCCUAAGUUCAGACCACUGUGUUGUGAGGACGAGAGGACAAAGACAAGACAAUAAAGUACCUGCACGCUUCAUGAAUACUGUGGUUUCUUCUGUGUCUUGAUAUUUCCUCUUGAGGCUGAGUCCUUGCAGUAAUCAAGAGGUCAACUGCCUUUAUUGUUUUCUGAUUUUUCUUUUUUUUUUUUUUACAAAGACCACCUGAGGUAUUGCUUCUCAUUAAAUCACUAAAAGAACUGCACUGUAUUUUUUGUUUUCCUGUAUUUGCUCAUUAUGUGCGACACGGAUGUUGUUUUGUUGCCAGGGUUGCAUCCUUUUGGUCAAGGCUGGUUUAUUGAAGUGAGUCGAGGAUCAAAACAGGCUGUGUUUUUCUUUCUUUUUUUAGGGGGGUUCCCCACAUGAAUGGAGUCCCCUUAUCUUAAAGUGGUAUUUUUGUAACAAAACAAUGUUUCCCACAGAUGCAACUGAAUUUACUCAUUGUUUGCACUUACUGGGAAAACAUUGGCUUUCAGUUUUGAC